AUGCAGGUUCUCAACCACCUGCCUAUGGUGGUGGAGGUCACCUUCUUGCCCAGAGACCCCGGUUGGAAUGAGACAAACAGGGCCUCAGACCUUCUAUUUGGCCGGGUUCUUCAGAGUCUGGAAACUCCGCCGCGGCUGAGAAGCCUCCCCCAACACACCCAGCACCAGCGUAUUUCUUUUGGGAAAGGGGCGGGGGCGCCUCCGCGCCCUUAUAUCUGCCCCCUGCGGGCGAGGAAGAGGAAGAAGAGGAGGAGGAAGAGGAGUGCGCGGCGGUCCCAGAGGAGCUGCAGCUGUGCCCGUGGCAAGAGCGCGCCCGCCUGGCGGAGGAGAGGAGACAGGCAGCCCGCUUUCCGCUUUGGCUCUCCGGGAAGGACGCGGAGGAAGAGACGGCUGGCUGAGCAGAGCCGCACAGCUUUUUUACACCACAGAUCUCCUAUUUCCCUUUCCUCCACGAAGAAAAUGUGGAAUCUGGAACACAUCCGCUUGAUUUGCAUCUGUUUGCUUUGCCUCAUUUUCACGGAGGAAAGUAAAACGGAACCAGGAAAAUAUUCGGAAACCUACUGCAUGUUUCAAGCUAAGAAGUAUCAAAUAGGACAAAGAUGGAACCCUUACCUUGAACCCCAUGGACUUGUUCCCUGCCUCGAGUGUCGCUGCACAGAGGGAGGGAACGUGCUGUGUAUGAAAGUCAAGUGUGCAACCUUGCGAUGUUCCAACCAAGUAUUUGAACCCACAAAAUGCUGUCCAAAGUGUCCAGAUCCAUCCGUUGCUUCAAACAUCACAACAGGCAAGGCCUGCAAUUACAACGAUACCAUUUACCAACAUGGGGAGAUGUUCAGCAUGGAAGGAGUCUUCAAAGGCAAACAACCCAAUCAGUGUUGGCAGUGCAUUUGUUCUGAAGGAAAGGUAUACUGUGGCUUGAAGACCUGUCCCAAUUUAACGUGCACUUCUCCAGUGUCCACGUCUGACUCUUGCUGUCCAGUUUGCAAAGAUGAAGAGUCCCUGAGGGUCCUGGGCGGUGACCUCCUUCGUCAGCCGGCCAUCCGUGGAGCUAGACAUUCUCCUCCCUCCCAGCCUGAGACCUCAACCAGCAAUCCUAGGCUGCCCACCAUCAACCCACAAUCCCGUACGGGAAGAGCUAACCACAGACCUCUGCCAAAUAUUACACAAAGUUUAGGUACCUUUGUAUGGACCCUCAUUAACAACCGACAGGAAGUUGGACAAGUGUGCAUUUCAAAUGGAAAAACCUACUCACAGGGAGAAAUCUGGCAUCCCGUGCUCCGGCUCCAUGGUACUGUGGAAUGUGUCUUAUGUACUUGCAAGGGCACUAAGCCAGAAUGUAAAACAAUCCAGUGUCCCUAUCACUAUCCCUGCGAACACCCGAAGAAAAUUAAAGGGCAAUGCUGCAAAGUUUGCCCAGAAGAUAUUGAAAGCCAGCUCCCUGACAAUUUCUGUGGUGAGGAGACAUUUCCAGUUUACGAAGGCAUUCUUGACUCUUUUGAAGGAACCGUCCAAAAAAUAGCCUUGGAAAAAAAUGAAACUUCAGAAGUGGAGAUCUACACAUGGACAACUAAGAGAGGUAUCCUGAUCAAAUCUCAUAACACCAUGCCCAUGGAGGAAUUCAGACAACUGUCAUAUUUCCAGCAGAUCACAAGGACGACUUUGAAUAAAUGGGAAAUAUUCAGCGAGGAAGCAGCGCAGGUCAAUCACUGUGAAAAUCGAGACUGCAGGACUGAACUGGAAGAACUGCUGAAAGUUUUGUACCUUGAGAAAUUGGAACAGGAGGGUUGCUGAAGGAAGGUCUGAAGAAGGAAACGGAGAGAAAAAAGAUGAAUCCGCAGCAGGAACUGCGGGCUUGUUUUGUUUGAUGGUACCCUGGAAAGAAAAGAAAGAAAGAAAGGAAAAGAGAGACAGAGAGGGAGAAGAAAGAAGAAAAGUAUUCAUCUCAUGCCCAGCAUAUCUUGCUGCUCUGUGCCUAAAUCUGUGCUAGUCCUUUUAAUAUCGCUACUUCAGAAAUGGUGGCUCUUUGUCAGUGGUGGGAUUCAAAUAAUUUAACAACCGGUUCUCUGCCCUAAUGAUC
Thamnophis elegans (Western terrestrial garter snake) is the source of this 2077-nucleotide messenger RNA. RefSeq names its product chordin like 1 (gene CHRDL1). Gene Ontology annotation, molecular function: protein binding. The transcript has 13 exons. NCBI's taxonomy places the organism in Eukaryota, Metazoa, Chordata, Lepidosauria, Squamata, Natricidae. The record is from RefSeq and is a predicted model, not a curated record. The coding region runs from base 1 to 1791 and encodes 596 amino acids.